Parnassius mnemosyne (clouded apollo) is the source of this 4800-nucleotide messenger RNA. The record is from the annotation of a GenBank genome assembly. NCBI's taxonomy places the organism in Eukaryota, Metazoa, Arthropoda, Insecta, Lepidoptera, Papilionidae.
AUGAGUCAACAUAAAUUUUGGCUUGGAAUAACACCAUUAAAAAUUCCAUUGUCCCAAAACGUACCUGAUAAAAUUGUAAAACUGUGCUCCUUAGGUACAGAUUGUAUUGUUUUAGGGAGUGAUCAUGGAGUCUAUCAUUGUAAUGUUGAAACUGAUUCCAUAAAUUUUAAAAAAGUUAGUGGUAUCACGGCAAUCGACAUAUCCUAUCAUAAUGAUAUUCUUUACAUUAUUGAUGUUCAUGGAAGACUCUAUAAAUCAAAUAUCAACUUUAAAAAUAAGGAGGAAAUCGUCGUUAAAGAAGAUUCCAAAUGUUGCCCUCAUGGCUUUAAGAGUAAUAGUUUUAAAGUGAAAUUUAGGAAUGUUGUGACUAGUGAUUUUGGACAGCUUUUUAUAAGCAGUGAUGGUCAGUUAUGGGGGUCAGGUGUUAUGCCUCAAAUAGCUUUAGAAAGUAAUAAUAUCAAGAAAGUUCCAUUUUUCGAAGGUAGAACUGUGUACAGUGCAUCUGUCGGACAAAAUUUUGCUGCUGUGAUAGCAAGAAAAAAUGUAAGAAACUCUGGUAAUUGUGACACAGAUAGUGAUAAUGAUGAUGAAGAAGUGUUUGCAUCAAAUUGUUCACAGUGUCAAACAAUAAUAGGUCUUGCAUCCCCUGCGUCAGUCCCGUCUUUGUCAGAGACUUGUCCACUUGGAGUCCAUAUCAGUAAAUCUAGUGAGGAUUCAAGUAGCACUACAGCGCCUCAAACUGAUGUCCAUAUUGAUGCUCAAAGCUUUACUGAAGAUUCUAGUCCUUCAUCAGAAGAGUCUAAGGUAACAAAGAAUAACAUUGUACAAAGUGUGAAUACUUUAGAAGCUGAUCAGAACCUUCAAAAGAAUCAGUCUGAGGAUGAUAAUGUAACAGAAGAAGAGGUUGGAACACCACAAGGAAGUAAUGAUAAAAUCAACAAUAUAUUUAUCAAUACAGAUGCAGCAAAACAAUUUUUGAGUAGACAAUUAUCUUGGGUUUCAGCUGGUGAAGAUUAUUUAGUUGAAUACACAGAAAAACCAACAAGAAUCAUAAAAGAAAAUGUCUCAAAUCUCACUAACUUUGUGUAUGAGGGGGUAAAGACUGUGGGAGAUAAGGUUGCUACUUUGUCAAGACAUGUAAGUGGUAGUAGUGAUACCAAUGAGGUCGUUGAACUUCAAAACCAUAUCCAAGCUGAAGAAGUCAACUCUCUUAUGUACAGCUGUGCCUCUAAUGGUAAUUAUGAUGAUCUACAUUUUUCAGCAAGUACAAUUAGUAGUGAGAAAGAUUAUGAAGCUCUCAGAAAUACAGAAAACCUCAAAAACAUGUCUAAGCUUGGUAAAAAUAUCUUAGCCACUGAAUUAUGGACUUGGGGUGAUAUUACCUAUGGACAGCUUGGAAUUGGAGAUACAGUAAAAAGGGUUAAGCCUAUGGUAGUUAUGAGUCUCUCUGGUUUUGGUCUUCAAAAGGUCUCUUGUGGUAAAUGGCAUUGUGCAGCUCUAACAUUAGAUGGAAGACUGUUCAUUUGGGGCUACAAUUAUUUCCAUCAAGUUAGUUUUGAUUCUAGAGAAGACAAAAGUGGUCCAAAACAGUUUACUGAAAACUCUGAGAGUGACCGUAUUAGAGAUAUGAUUGCAACCGACCAUCAUACCCUCGCUUACACUCAAAAUGAAAAUAUUUUGUAUAUGGGUAAACACAUAGAAGGAUUUACUGAAUCUAUAGUUAAUUUGAAUACUAAAAAAGAGAAUCCAGAAAGUGAAAACUUGAAAGAUUUUAUAGUAAAAAGUAACCAGGCCCAAAGUUAUGUUAAAAAGCCCCAAAAUAUGUGUUAUCAUUGGAGAAUACUGUCUUCUGGUAACAUUAGUUAUUGCUCUGUAGAGGAAUCUAACAUAAGUCCUGAAUUUCAAAAUUUGUCUAUUGCUCAACGAUAUCUAGAAGAAAUGAUUCUAAUUUAUCAGUCACUUGUCAAACCUUUUCUUAAAAAAAGCAAAGCAAUUACCUUACAUUCCAAUGUAUAUGAAACUGUAUGUGAUAUAUUUGGCGAUAUUUUGAACAUAACAGCAUUGAAUGUGCUCUCAACUUGGCAAUAUGCUGAAAAGCAUAUACACGAAUGUGAUAUAUCGUUAAUAAAAAAUUUAGAAGAGUAUAUUUAUUUGUACAAAAAGUAUUACUUAGCUAUAAGCAAUUUAAUUGUUAUUGGUGGAUUUGCUCAUAUUAAUAAUGUUAUUGAUGUGCCAUCAAGUGUUUAUAAUUUAUUCAGUGAUCAGCUUCCAUCGAACAAACAGAAGAACAAUAAGAAAACAUUGGAAGCUGUGGUGGCUUUAGCUUUUGUGCAGCCUUUGACUAGAUUAAGCUCAUAUAAAUGUAUUGCCCAGUCGUUAUUAAGACAUAAAACCAAGAACAAGAAGAGUGAAAUGAAAUUAAGUAUGGAAGAAAAGCUUAAUAAAGUUAUAUCAUCUUUAGAUAUGUUAAUAGAUGAUCAAGAAAAAAAGAGAAAGGAAGCAGAUAUGACAAAGUUGUUUUGGGAAACAAUAGGAAAGGCUUUAGAGCAAUACCGAACCCCAGAAAGGCGAUUGAUAAGGGAAUCUAAGUCUCGUCCAUUGAAUUUGGUGAACCCAGGACGCUUCAGUUCACAUUGGUUCAUACUAUUUAACGAUUUAUUUGUUCAUGUUAGUGGCAGUGUAAUAAAUGUUCAUCCUAUAGAGACACUGUGGGCUGAAACAGUGCCCAAUUCAGACUCGCUACAAAAUGUCAUACAGCUUCUAACACCAGAGGAAACUAUCUCAGUUUCAACAAGUACAGAACAAGAGAAAACAGAAUGGAUCCAUUCUUUUAACACUUCCAUUCGCACGGCAUUGAAUAAAGAGACACUUUUCAAACCUCCUGCAAUUAGAACAGCAAGCUACAUAUUUUCAAAUAAGAAUACAUUUUAUAAAGAAGCUAAAUAUAGUGGUAGAUGGUUAGAUGGCAAAAUGCACGGCCAUGGUAAAGUGGAAUGGCCUGAUGGGAAACUUUAUGUUGGCCAAUUUCAAUUAAACACACUAUGUGGUCAAGGUAAAAUAGAAAUACCCAAUGUCGGGACUUACGAAGGCCACUGGAAGGAUAACCUCCAAAACGGAUACGGCGUUAUAAAAUAUAUGUCAGGUGAUAUUUAUGAAGGCUACUUUAAAGAUGGCUAUCCCCAUGGACACGGGGUAAAAAAGCAAGGAGAUUUUAAGUCCUCCAAUGCAACUAUAUACACCGGAGAGUGGAUGAAUGGUGUCCGACACGGAUACGGCGUGAUGGACGAUAUUGGGAAAGGAGAGAAAUAUUUAGGCAACUGGACGGAUAAUAAGAAACAUGGCUGUGGCCUCAUUGUGACCUUAGAUGGUAUUUACUACGAAGGCUUAUUUACGCAAGAUGUUUUAACGGGUCACGGUGUGAUGGUAUUCGAGGAUGGCACUCACUACGAGGGCGAGUUCAGGUCGGCGGGCGUGUUCUCGGGCAAGGGGGUGCUCACGUUCUCGAGCGGGGACCGCAUCGAGGGUUCGCUCAGCGGAGCCUGGACCGAGGGAGUCAAAGUUACCAACGCUGUGAUGCAGCUCAAUGUGUCCAACCCCGCGCUACCUGCCAAUUCAAAACCGAAUUCGUUCGGCAAACUGAGCGUAGCGCCGAAUCAGAAAUGGAACGCACUCUUCCGUCAGUGCUUCCAGUGCCUCGGCGUUUCGGAAACUGUCUUGACUCCCACCGGUAACCACUUUUCAACGAGCCCCUCUAGCCCGCCCAUAGACAACGUGAAAAUAUGGCAGAACGUUGCCGUCGCUAUCUCUUGCUCGCAUAAACAGAAGCACAAACCAACAGCGAAGAACGCCAGUAGUUCCGAUAUAGAAAAAUCUGUUGAUUGUUUGGAAGUCAUACCACAGUUCGGCCAGAAGACUCUUAAUUAUAAUGAUUAUAUGGAGCUUAAACAAUAUUUAAAUAAUGCGUGCGAAUCAACACACCACCCGUUAGGUCAAUUGGUGCUAAGCGUCACUAGUGCUUUCAACACCACAUAUGGUGGUGUCAGGGUUCAUCCGCUGUUACUAAGCCAUGCCGUGAAAGAGUUGAAGAGUAUCACAACUCGGUUGUACCACGUGGUCCGGCUGCUGUUUCCGGCGCUGCCCAUAGAGGGCGCUGAACUUGUGCUUCCAUAUCCAGACGCAGACAUAAAUAGAGAGGAUAGUAAUCUUAUUGAAGGUGAAGUUGUAUCAGCAGCAACUUUACUGCAACCAACGCUACUGCCAAGAGUCCAUCCAGCUUUGUUCGUGCUAUACGCGCUUCAUAAUAAGAGAGAGGACGACCUCUACUGGAGGAGGUUGCUGAAGUGGAAUCGUCAGCCAGAUGUUACCCUCAUGGCCUUUUUGGGAAUCGAUCAAAAAUUCUGGCUGGGCUACACAAACCCGCACCGUAACAACCAAACGCCGUCCCCUUACUCGCCUCAAAAGGACCAACUGUUUCAAGAAUCGGUGGAGACACUGCAACAGCUGAAGACAACCUUUUCGCCGAUAGAAAAACUCCUAGUUAUACGUAGCACAUUCCAGAAGAUGACAACGGCUGUUCAACAACAAUUGGGUGCCAGCUAUUUGUGGGGCAUGGACGAGCUGUUCCCCGUAUUCCAGUUCGUGGUGGUUCGAGCACGAAUAUUGCAGUUGGGCUCCGAGCUGCACUUCGUCGAGGACUUCCUUGACCCUUCGGCGCAACAUGGGGAGCUCGGCCUCAUGUUUACCACGCUUAAGGCGUGCUACUUCCAAAUUCUGCAAGAGAAGAUGUCCAUAAACUCGUAA